AUGGCGGCGGAUGGCCUUCGAAACUUCGACCUUUGGAACGUCGCUCAUGUGGCUGCAUAUCAUGACGACUUGAAGCUCUUGUCCAUGGCCACUCUCGAGCAGUGCAAGGAGCCAAACAGGUGGGGCAUGACGCCCAUGCACAUGACUGGGCUUGGGCAGCACCCCUAUGGUCCUUCGCUGUGCGUGCUUUGGGAGCUCGUGCAGAUGGGUGCAGCAGACCCCAUGGCUCUCAACUCUGCAGACCAGAGCCCGUGGCAUGUGGCGCAGCGCAUGCAGAAGCCCUCUCACCUAAAGAAGUGGGAGAAGGUGGUCUUUAAAGGCGGAAAGCCUGAAGAGUACGACAGCAAGAAGGAGGCGCAGCUGAAGCCCCGGGGCAAAUUUGCUCGAGCCCUGGGCAUGGACACUGCUCUGAUCGAGGACUCCUCCAAGCCGCUUCCAGUUUGCCUCGUCUUCCCAGGGCAAGGAUCACAGUAUGUGGGCAUGUUGCAGAAGCAGAAGGACCUUCCGGCAGUCAAGGCCAUGCUCACAAAGGCCCAAGAGGUUCUCGGCUACGACUUGGCUGAGAUCCUCCAAAAUGGCCCUGCCGACAA
Symbiodinium pilosum is the source of this 590-nucleotide messenger RNA. NCBI's taxonomy places the organism in Eukaryota, Dinophyceae, Suessiales, Symbiodiniaceae. The record is from the annotation of a GenBank genome assembly.